Messenger RNA from Rhea pennata, 2701 nucleotides. It is a transcript of the gene AFG2A, whose product is annotated as AFG2 AAA ATPase homolog A. Gene Ontology annotation, molecular function: ATP binding; ATP hydrolysis activity. Gene Ontology annotation, cellular component: cytoplasm. NCBI's taxonomy places the organism in Eukaryota, Metazoa, Chordata, Aves, Rheiformes, Rheidae. The record is from RefSeq and is a predicted model, not a curated record. Bases 1 to 2541 code for a protein of 846 amino acids. The transcript has 15 exons.
AUGACAUAUUUUCUCCUAAAAAUGUUAGAAGAUGACAAAGUUCCAAAAAUGCUCCGGAGAGUCCUUGUACAGCUGUCGCUGAACACUAUGAAAUCUGCAAAUAUAUGCAUAGGUCGUCCGGUCUUGCUUACCAGUGUAGAUGGAAGACAAGAGGUCUGUACUGCUUGGCCCACUGCAGGCUUUCCGGGAGGGAAGGUUGGACUGAGUGAAACCACGCAAAGGAACCUGAAAGUAAAUCCUGGUGAUGCAGUCUCUGUGCAGCCUGUGACUGGUGCAGUCAUCCAGGCAGAAGAAGUAGAUGUAAAGCUGAGGGACAAGGAUGCUUCUAUGAAUGCUGAGGAAAUGUCUGUCUGUCUACUGAGAAACCUAGAUGGGAAAGUAGUUUUGCCAGGAAACCUCUUGGCUUUCACUUUCUAUGGCAAACUUUGUAACAUCGUGGUGAUGAAAGUGAAAGGAACUGAUGGUGCAGAGCUGACCUCCUCAGGCAGUGCUAUUUCCAGUGAAAUAUAUGAGCCAGACCUUGAAAAAUCUGAGUUGGAGAAGAGUGCACUAGAUUUGUCCUUACAGCUUGGCAAGAUGGAGGUUGAUGAUACUUUGGAGUUUGCAUCUCCGAGCACACCAAACAAAGCGAUGGCUCCAGGGUCACCAGUUACACCCAGUUCUGCUCUGGUAGCUAGUGGUCAAGACUCUGGUCAGACAGAUAAACUGCACAGCAAGGAAAACGUCACAGACCUCACUGAUGAUUUGGAGUUAUCUGGGAAAGGAGGUAGUGAGAGACUCCCACUGACUGGCAAACCUGGAAUGAUAAGCAGUGCAGACGUUUUUUAUUUCAUUUCUUCAAGAACUAGAAUCAAUUUUAUUGAAACUAGGACUAGUGAGGCAGGAGAUGGUGACUGCGAAUCUCAAAUUACGUAUGAUAUGAUAGGAGGUUUAAACAGCCAGCUCAAAACUAUUAGAGAAACAAUUGAACUGCCGAUGAAGCAACCCGAACUGUUCAAGAGUUACGGAAUCCCUCCUCCUAGAGGAGUGCUAUUAUAUGGCCCUCCCGGUACUGGGAAGACUAUGAUUGCCAAAGCCAUUGCAAAUGAGGUUGGCGCUCAUGUUACUGUUAUUAAUGGUCCUGAAAUAAUAAGCAAGUUUUAUGGAGAAUCUGAAUCAAGAUUACGUCAGAUAUUUGCUGAAGCGUCUUUGCGUCGCCCUUCCAUUAUAUUUAUCGAUGAGUUGGAUGCACUCUGUCCAAAGAGAGAAGGGGCUCAGAAUGAAGUUGAAAAGAGAGUUGUAGCUUCAUUGCUGACAUUAAUGGAUGGCAUUGGCUCUGAGGGCAGUGAAGGGCAGCUUUUGGUACUUGGGGCCACUAAUCGUCCUCAUGCACUGGAUGCAGCUCUGCGCAGACCUGGGCGUUUUGAUAAAGAAAUAGAAAUUGGGAUUCCUAAUGCACAGGACCGGCUGGAUAUACUCCAGAAGCUUCUUAAGAAAGUUCCUCAUUCGCUCACAGCAGCAGAGUUGGUGCAACUGGCUGAUAGUGCACAUGGAUACGUGGGUGCAGACUUAGCAGCUGUAUGCAAGGAAGCAGGUUUGUAUGCACUGCGGAGAGCACUGGGAAAAAGAGCUAACCUGCUAGAUAACGAGGUGGCGGGGUCAGUGAUGAUUACUUUCAAUGACUUCCUGCAGGGGAUGAAUGAUGUCAGGCCCAGCGCCAUGAGGGAGGUGGCAGUUGAUGUGCCAAAAGUAUCUUGGUCAGACAUAGGAGGACUAGAAGAUGUCAAACUGAAAUUGAAACAGGCAGUUGAAUGGCCACUCAAACAUCCCGACUCCUUCAUCCGAAUGGGGAUUCAGCCACCAAAAGGUGUGCUGCUCUAUGGACCUCCUGGAUGCUCAAAAACAAUGAUAGCAAAAGCUUUGGCUCAUGAAAGUGGUCUCAACUUCUUGGCAGUGAAGGGACCUGAGCUAAUGAACAAAUAUGUUGGUGAGUCUGAACGAGCAGUGAGAGAGGUCUUUAGGAAAGCCAGAGCAGUGUCUCCUUCAAUUCUUUUCUUUGAUGAAAUAGAUGCCCUGGCAGUUGAGAGGGGAAGCUCUUCAGGUGCUGGAAAUGUAGCAGACCGUGUCUUGGCUCAAUUGUUAACAGAAAUGGAUGGGAUAGAACAGCUAAAGGACGUGACAAUUUUGGCAGCUACAAACAGGCCAGACAUGAUAGACAAGGCCUUGCUGAGACCAGGGAGAAUAGACAGAAUUAUCUAUGUGCCUUUGCCUGAUGCAGCCACUCGUGGGGAGAUCUUCAAACUUCAUUUUCAGUCCAUGCCGGUCAGCGAUGAAAUCUGCUUAGCGGAGCUUGUUCAACUCACACAGAAAUAUUCAGGAGCAGAGAUAGCAGCAGUCUGUAGAGAAGCAGCCCUUCUAGCUCUUCAGGAAGACAUACAUGCCGAGCGUGUAACGGGACACCAUUUUCGGUCUGCGUUGACUAUCGUGACCCCAAGAAUUCCUGAUUCCUUAAUCCAGUUUUAUGCAGAUUAUCAGCGGCAAAGUGGACUGCAUGCACUUUGAAAGGCAAAUAAAUACAUAUGCCCAUUCAGAGUAUGAAUAGCAAAUUUCCUUUGUAAAGUCUGCAAAAGCUAAAGAAUUUUGUAUUGUAAAUGGAGCGUCUGAAGUUAACUCAAGUGCCGGAUCUUCCUAAUAAACGCCCGUGUGGAAUUCCUGAGUGCAA